Messenger RNA from Octopus sinensis (East Asian common octopus), 1679 nucleotides. RefSeq lists its product as uncharacterized. Lineage: Eukaryota; Metazoa; Mollusca; Cephalopoda; Octopoda; Octopodidae. The coding region runs from base 318 to 1466 and encodes 382 amino acids. The transcript has 14 exons. The record is from RefSeq and is a predicted model, not a curated record.
AUGUAAAGUUAGGGUAGUUUGCAUGAAUAAACAUGCAGUCACGAAACAAACACUGUAUGAAGUGAAGCGGAAAAAAAAGCAAGGAAAUCAAUUGUGUCAUAGCAGUGCUGAAUUAAACAAAGCUUGAAUUUAUUUUAUGAGAAGGAUAUUCAUAGAGGAGCGUUCAUUUCACAAGUAAUCACCAUUGGCUGCAUUUGGAGAAGAAUUGCUUUAAAUACUAUAUACGCUUUAGGUGUAGUGUAUACACUGAUACGUCAUUAUAUACAGGUACAUAAAUAAGGUACCUGGGGGAAGACUUGCUGUUUCGUGGUUGAACGAUGAUUUCAAGAAUGAAUUUUGUUUUCCUUGCGCCGUUUCUGCUUUUUGCAGUUGUAGGCGCUGGUAAAAUAAUUGAAACCCAAAAUAACUUCAGAGAGUGCCGCGAUUUUCUAGACGAGUAUGCCACGACAGAUUGUCAACGUGUUCAGAAUAUUCACCUCUGUACUCAAAUGCUCAAUGGACAGAUAAAAAGUCGUGGAAAUCAAGAAAUUAAUCGCCUGAAAUGCACGGAAGACGUCCAAGGUUGUAAAACAACUAGCAUUCAGAUUUGUAAGGAUACUAGCCCAAAUUCAUGCAGUGACCUUCAUAGCAUGAAAGAAUGUUUGUAUCAACAAGACUGUACCAAGCAUUUUGAACUGUUGGACAAGUACUACACCGAUGGUUGUCUUAAAACUAAUUGUAACUCGAGUGAUGUAACUGCAUGUGAUAAAUCACCAACAAAUACGGAAAAAAACGCUGAAUGUCGGAAUCUGGAUGAUGAAUAUUCAUGCGUUUUGAGGAGACGAAGUUAUACUAACUACAUAUGUAAAAUGCCAACUGAAUGGCAAAAAAAAUACGACGACAAUGAUUGCGAACGACUCUGUCAUAAGACUCCAAAACCAACUUUGACUGGUGAGACAGAUGAUCAGAAAUGCAAAACAUUGAAAGCAUACAAAUCAAAUUUAAACAAUAAGAAUUGCAAGAUACCAGACGACAUGGAGUCAGAAUACAAAGCUUUAAAAUGUGACACUCGUUGCCCGAAAAACUACUUGGUCUGCACAGCAAAUGUGGAUGAUGAUUAUGGUAGAAAAAAAAAUUGCGAACGACUAUCAUAUGCCGUUGAGUGUUCGAAGAAUACUGUCUGUCCUACAUCACAGAAAACCCAUGAUCUAUACGCUUUUUAUGGAUGUGAUACCAGUUGCAACGGUAUUGAAUAUUCUAAGUGUACGAAUACUUUAAAGGAACCGCUAAACAGCACAAGAGAUGAGCAAUGCGGGUAUUAUAAAGAAUAUCUUGACUGUGCUGAGAAAUCCAAAUGUGAGGUGGACGAGGGAUAUAACAAACUUCUGGAGUGUAAUGGCGCUGCAAGCCGGAAUAUAAUGUUCUCAAUAAUAAUUCUUGCUUUACUAACUGUUCAGAUGCUAGAGAGAUAUAUUUCACUUUCCUAAACAUCAAUGAGAUUUAUAUAUAUAUAUAUUUUUAUUUAGCGCACAGACUUAAGCUCUUCACAUAGCAUAUAUCGUUACAUUUACGUAUCACUUUCGCAUAAGUAUACAUAACAAAUUAGCUUUUACUUUACCUUGUUUUCAUCGAUUGAUACAGACUUCGACAUGUUCGACAGCGAAAUAAUCUUUGUGAAGUUAUUAAUAUUUACUAAAAAA